Messenger RNA from Scutellospora calospora, 878 nucleotides. Lineage: Eukaryota; Fungi; Glomeromycota; Glomeromycetes; Diversisporales; Gigasporaceae. The record is from the annotation of a GenBank genome assembly.
CUUCUUCGGCUCAACAAUCUAGAGCCUCAUCUAUCAUGCGUCAAAUAAAAAAACCCCGCGGUCGUGCUUCUAAUAAAAAAUCCUCUCCUCCUACGCCUGCAAAUAAUAUUGUUAAUACCGUUCCUAUCCCUCAUGCCUCUGGUAAAGUUACGAAGAAACGUGCUAGUAAACGUCCACUUAAUGCCAAAACUAUGAAAGUCCAACAUGUUGAACAGGAUGAAGAAGGAAAAUACAAGCUCCCUGUUCAAAUUGGUAUAUUAACUGUAUUGAACCUUGGCACUGUCGUUUAUGAACGUGAUACUUUCCACAAUGAAAGAUACAUCUGGCCUGUCGGAUAUGCUGUUAAAAGAGCGUACAAUAGCAUGAUCAAUGCUGAUAGCCAAACUAUGUAUGUUUGCAAGAUCGAAGAUGGUGGUGAAGGUCCAAAGUUUGUCAUAGAAGCUGAAGAUCAACCUGAUAAACCUAUCAUAGCGAACACUGCAACUGGUGCUUGGACUUCUGUCGUUCGUGAAGCUAAUGCGAUUCGUCAUCGUGAUCAUUCUAACUCCGCUUCAGGUCCUGACUAUUUUGGUUUUUCACAAGCAACAAUUAGAAAAAUGAUACAAGACUUGCCUAACGCUAAUAAAUGCAAAAACUAUGUGGAACAACAUUUUGAAGUUAUGAAGACAAGAAAUGGUGGCGGCAGGCGUAGAGGUACUGGUGCCCGUACUACUAACGGUAAUGGUAGAGUGAACGGAGCUGUUGGUUCUCCCGUCUCAACUGCUCCUCCAUUAAUUGAAGAGAAUGGUGAGAAUGGUGUUGAGUCAAACAGUAGUAAUGGUGAUGCCGAUGUUGUCAUGUCUAAUUCAGGCGAAGGAGAGUUGGAAAGCGAAGAGUAA